AUGAGAAGAAAUCCAGUCGAAUUCAGGAUAAAUAUUCAAAUCAAGGCAUUUAUAAGUAAAAGAACAUCAACCAAAUUCUGUUUUUGUGUUUUGUACCUUUUGGUAAACCGAAUACAACGUUGGAAUGGUUUGAUAGCCCCACAUGAAUUUCUCGGUGGUUGUUUCAAUUUUAUUAGCAAGCAAAUCAGCUCCACUCGAACUGCGAUCGUCUCUGAUGUUCGAAUGGAACGUAUUGCCUCCGUAAAAGUUGCCAAAUAA
This is a messenger RNA of Clunio marinus, 258 nucleotides long. The record is from the annotation of a GenBank genome assembly. Lineage: Eukaryota; Metazoa; Arthropoda; Insecta; Diptera; Chironomidae.